Hibiscus syriacus is the source of this 2480-nucleotide messenger RNA. RefSeq names its product beta-D-xylosidase 1-like. The transcript is spliced from 6 exons. NCBI's taxonomy places the organism in Eukaryota, Viridiplantae, Streptophyta, Magnoliopsida, Malvales, Malvaceae. Gene Ontology annotation, biological process: xylan catabolic process; arabinan catabolic process. Gene Ontology annotation, cellular component: plant-type cell wall. Gene Ontology annotation, molecular function: xylan 1,4-beta-xylosidase activity; alpha-L-arabinofuranosidase activity. The record is from RefSeq and is a predicted model, not a curated record. The coding region runs from base 27 to 2324 and encodes 765 amino acids.
CCCCACAUCAAAAACCCCUCUCCAAAAUGGCUAAACCAUCAUUAUUCGUAUCUCUUCUUCUUUUGGUUUCUGUUUCAUUGGUGGAAUCUCGUCCGCCAUUUGCAUGCGAUCCCCAGAACGGGUUGACCAGGAGUCUGAAAUUCUGUAGGCUGAAUCUGCCGAUUCAUGUGAGGGUGAGGGACUUGAUUGGCAGGUUGACGUUGCCUGAGAAGAUUAGGUUGUUGGUUAACAAUGCUAUAGCCGUGCCCAGGCUGGGGAUUCAGGGCUACGAGUGGUGGUCCGAGGCUCUUCACGGCGUCUCCAAUGUCGGUCCCGGAACUAAGUUCGGUGGCGCUUUCCCUGGCGCCACCAGCUUCCCUCAGGUCAUCACAACCGCUGCUUCCUUCAAUGAAUCUCUAUGGGAACAAAUUGGACGGGUGGUAUCGGAUGAAGCUAGAGCAAUGUACAACGGAGGAAUGGCCGGUUUGACGUACUGGAGCCCCAAUGUUAACAUAUUCCGAGACCCGCGGUGGGGCCGAGGCCAAGAGACUCCUGGCGAAGACCCUGUUUUAGCCGGCAAAUACGCCACCAGAUAUGUCCGUGGCCUCCAAAGUCCAAUGGGGAUCCGCCUCAAAGUCGCCGCCUGCUGCAAACACUACACCGCAUAUGACCUUGAUAAUUGGAAGGGUGUGGACCGGUUCCAUUUCAAUGCUAGGGUUAGCAAGCAAGACCUGGCGGAUACAUAUGACGUGCCGUUCAAGGCAUGUGUGGUGGAAGGCAAAGUUGCAAGUGUGAUGUGUUCUUAUAAUCAAGUCAAUGGGAAGCCCGCUUGUGCUGACCCUGAUCUACUUAAGGGCACCAUCCGAGGUCAAUGGGGCCUUGCUGGGUAUAUUGUAUCGGAUUGUGAUUCGGUUGGUGUCAUGUAUGACACUCAGCAUUACACGGAUACCCCAGAAGAGUCUGCUGCAGAUGCCAUUAAAGCAGGUUUGGAUUUGGAUUGCGGACCAUUUUUGGCAAUCCACACUGACAUGGCAGUGAGGAGGGGCUUGAUAUCUGAGAAUGAUGUCGACUUAGCUCUGGCCAACACCAUUACGGUCCAAAUGAGGCUCGGCAUGUUCGACGGUGAGCCAUCAGCCCAGCCUUAUGGGAACCUCGGCCCGAGAGAUGUGUGUACCUCGGCUCAUCAACAACUUGCUCUUGAGGCUGCCAGACAAGGCAUAGUUUUGCUAAAGAAUUCUAGGUCUCUGCCAUUGUCCACUACACGUCAUCGCACUGUUGCAGUAAUUGGACCCAACUCUGAUGCCACAGUAACGAUGAUAGGAAAUUAUGCAGGGGUGGCAUGCCGUUACACGAGUCCAUUGCAAGGUAUUGCAAGGUAUGCAAGGACUGUUCAUCAAGAAGGGUGUUCAGGUGUAGCUUGCGUUUCAAGCAAUCUGUUUGAAAGAGCAGAGGUAGCAGCUCGCCAUGCGGAUGCAACCGUGCUUGUAAUGGGGCUUGACCAAUCUAUAGAAGCAGAAUUCAGGGAUAGGGUAGGGUUGCUCUUGCCUGGACUCCAGCAAGAGCUCGUUUCCCGCGUGGCUCGAGCCUCUAGAGGCCCAACCGUGCUGGUCUUAAUGUCAGGUGGUCCUAUUGAUGUCACAUUCGCUAAGAAUGAUCCUCGAAUUAGUGCUAUUAUAUGGGCAGGGUACCCAGGCCAAGCUGGAGGAACCGCAAUUGCAGAUGUUUUAUUCGGAACAACCAAUCCAGGAGGAAAGUUGCCAAUGACAUGGUAUCCACAAGAUUAUGUAGCUAAAGUCCCAAUGACAAACAUGGGGAUGAGGCCAUCAAGAGGCUACCCUGGAAGAACCUACAGAUUCUACAAAGGUCCAGUUGUGUUCCCCUUUGGUCAUGGCUUGAGUUAUACAACUUUUAAACACUCUUUAGCCUUAGCUCCAACUGAUCUCUCUGUACUUCUUGACACCAACCUGUUUGCCACCAAAAACUACUCAUUCUCAAGUAAUGCCAUAAAGGUGAAACAUGCCAAAUGCGACUCACCGUCGUCGCUUUUUCACAUCGACGUUGAGAACACUGGCAAUAUGGACGGAACUCAUACCUUGCUUGUCUUCUCUACACCCCCUGCCGGACAAAAAUGGUCUCCGGACAAGCAAUUGAUAGGUUUUCGUAGAGUUCACGUUGUCGCCGGGUCUAAGCAACGAGUUAAGAUCAAUGUUCAUCCCUGCAAUCACCUUAGCGUUGUGGAUGAAUCCGGAAUUCGAAGAAUUCCGAUGGGCUCACAUAGUUUACACAUUGGUGAUCUCAAGCAUUCUAUUUCUGUCCGAGCAAAUUUGGAGGGCAUUAUGGCCUAAACUCUAAAAGAGUAAAGGAAACUAUAUAGAAACCCAUACUUGAGAUAAUUUCCACUGCACUUCCAAAAGGGAAGAAAGUGGUUAUACUUUCUUUAAUAGCGUUUGGAUUUUAAUAAUUGUAAAAUAGGGAUAUUGAGUUACCAAUCUAUUUUGUUU